GGGAUUUUCGGCAGAGAUUUGUACUGAAAGGAGAAAUGAAAACACGUAUGCAGUGACGCACGUACUUGAGGGGUGGAGCGGCAGUAUUUAUACGGUGUAUCUCUGGAGCUCUUAUGAAGGCAAAACAGUCGUCGGCUCUGUCUGUACGCCUGUUACUAUUAGUAGUGUAGCCAGUUUCAGUUAAGGUACGUACGUACAAUGGCGUCGACGGCCGUGGCGGACGCGAAUGCCGGGGGGUUCGGGGUCGGGGCCGCCGGAGUGGGGCAGGUCCUCGACGGCUCGAACCCGGCCAUCGUCCGUCUCCGGCAGCUCGUCGACGGCCCCCAGUCUUCAGAGGGGUGGAGGCGGUGCUGGGAGCAGGGCGUGACGCCGUGGGACCUGGGCGAGCCCACGCCGGCCGUCGUCAAGCUGGUGCAGUCCGGCACCCUCCCCGGCGGCGGCGCCACCGUCCUCGUCCCCGGGUGCGGCGGGGGGUACGACGCGGUGGCCCUGUCCGGCGCCGGCCGCUCCGUGGUGGGCCUCGACGUCUGCGACGCCGUCAUCCAGAGGGCCAGGCAGCGAUUGUCGUCGGGGUCGACCCCCAACGUGACCUUCGUCACCGCCGACUUCUUCACCUGGGCGCCGCCGGAGCCCUUCCACCUCAUCUUCGACUACACGUUCUUCUGCGCCCUUGACCCGUCUCUGAGGCCGGCGUGGGCGGCGAGGAUGGACGAGCUGCUGCGGCCGGACGGGGAGCUCAUCACCCUCAUGUACCUGCCUCAAGACCAGGACUCCGGGCCACCAUACAACACGACAGUGUUCGACUACGAGGAGGUGCUGAAACCACUGGGUUUCUUCAUCGAAUCCAUCGAGGACAAUGACGUGGCGGUCGAGCCGCGCAAGGGGCUGGAGAAGAUCGCAAGGUGGAAGAAGACGCCAGCUGGAACGGAAACACCGAUAUGAUAUCACUAUCAGACUUGCCCUCUGAUAAUCUCUAGUUUCCUUGAAAGAUUCAUUUUAAGAGUAUUUUUCCUUUAGAAGGUUACAGUGGAGAGGCAUGGCAUGACAUGCAAAAUAUAUCGAUGCACACAACACUUUUUAUUAUAAUUAUUUACAAGGUCAAUGUAUUGUUGUCAUGUUAAUGACACAUUUUAAACAACAUAUGUGUGUUUAUUUUCUCUUGAGUAAACUAUCCUUCAUCGA
This is a messenger RNA of Hordeum vulgare subsp. vulgare (domesticated barley), 1182 nucleotides long. Its product is annotated as probable thiol methyltransferase 2. Gene Ontology annotation, molecular function: S-adenosylmethionine-dependent methyltransferase activity. Bases 199 to 942 code for a protein of 247 amino acids. Lineage: Eukaryota; Viridiplantae; Streptophyta; Magnoliopsida; Poales; Poaceae. The record is from RefSeq and is a predicted model, not a curated record. The transcript has 7 exons.